AUGGAGAGAAUCGAUGUCCAUACCCACUGUGUGCCGCCCUCGUAUCGCGAGUAUUGCCUACAGAAUGACUUCGCAGGUAGAGGCCACCCAGAUGGAAUGCCCGCGAUCCCAGAAUGGAGCCCCGGAGCACACAUCGAACUAAUGGACCAGCUAAAAAUCAAAAAAUCAGUUCUAAGCAUGUCGUCCCCAGGAACACAUCUAACCCCGGGCAAUGACGAAGAAGGCCGAUCCGUAACCCGACGCGCCAACAUCGACAUGUCCAAAAUCUGCGCCGAUCACCCAGCCCACUUCCUCUUCUUCGCCUCCCUCCCCCUCCCCGACGUGGAAGGCUCCCUUGCAGAAAUAGACUAUGCACUGGACCAUCUUGGCGCAGUGGGGUUUCAGAUCCUCACCAAUUCGCACGGCAUCUACCCGGGCGAUCAGCGCUUAACUCGCGUUUUUGACAAAUUGAGCGAACGAAAAACCAUUGCCUUCUUUCACCCCACUACAUGUCUUAUCCGGCAUGGUGAUGACGACGACUCCAUUGAAAAGGUGACGCCGCUUCCUGGUGCUCCUGCGCCUAUUAUGGAGUUUAUGUUUGAUUCAACCCGGGCGCUGACGAGUCUGCUUACGUCUGGGACUGUGGAUCGAUGUCCUGGAAUCAAAUUUGUGGUUUGUCAUUGUGGUGCGACUUUCCCUCCGAUUAUGGAGAGGAUUGCGGCGUUCUCGUCCAUGAUUCCGGGUUCGGGGGAUGGGAUCAGCGCGGAGAAGAUCAAACAGCUGUUGCAGACGCGUUUCUAUUUUGAUCUUGCGGGUGUGCCAUUUCCGGAUCAGAUUCAUGGUCUUCUCCGACUAGUUGAUUCAUCCAGAUUGGUGUAUGGGAGUGAUUAUUCCUAUACACCUGCAGCGCUGGCUGGGUCUCUGGCUAAGAAAUUGGAUGAUGGAUUGCAGGAUCUACUUGGAGUGGAAACAACAAAGCAAAUAUUGGUUAGUAACGCGCAGGAACUUCUUGGAAUAACUCGUAAAUAG
Messenger RNA from Penicillium coprophilum, 1008 nucleotides. Its product is annotated as amidohydrolase family protein. The coding region runs from base 1 to 1008 and encodes 335 amino acids. Gene Ontology annotation, cellular component: cytoplasm; cytosol. Gene Ontology annotation, molecular function: carboxy-lyase activity; hydrolase activity. NCBI's taxonomy places the organism in Eukaryota, Fungi, Ascomycota, Eurotiomycetes, Eurotiales, Aspergillaceae. The transcript is spliced from 2 exons. The record is from RefSeq and is a predicted model, not a curated record. Gene Ontology annotation, biological process: secondary metabolic process.